Molecule: messenger RNA, 3461 nt
Organism: Physcomitrium patens
Lineage: Eukaryota; Viridiplantae; Streptophyta; Bryopsida; Funariales; Funariaceae
Product: F-box/LRR-repeat protein At4g29420
Source: RefSeq, a predicted model, not a curated record
ACGGGUGGGGUUUUUACUCAGUCCAAGUGUAGUUUAUGGCUCCCACACCCCACCCGUUGAUUGCUGGGUGGCUGGGUGGCUAGCUAGCUUGCUUGCACUCACUCUCUUUCUCUCUCUAUGUAUUCGUCUUGUUUUUCCCAUAAAACUCAGACUUCCGGAGGACUACUGGGAAAUCUGUCCAUUUUCCGACUAGGCAUCGCUUUCCUCUCUUUUUUUCUUUAUUUAAUUGCGGAACUAGUCGCCUACAAGAUGGUGCGGAGGGAGUGCAUCGAGCCUAACAUUGCUGGGGGAUUUGUAUGAGUGGGAGCGAGAGUGUGUCACAGAGUGGCCUUAUACAGAGAGACUGAGAGGAGCUGAGCUGAGUUGCGAGGUGUUUUUGUUCUCGGAUCUGGAGCAAUUUCUGGGUCUAGCACUUGGGUUUUUGGUCUGAGUGAGGAAUUUCUUAUCUUCUUGUGUGCUUCAAUUUUGUUAUUUGGUGCGUUCAUUUGAGCUGCCUGAGUUCUUAGGUCUGAGAGGGAUUCUGUUUUUUUGGGUUGUCAGUGAGCGUGGUGUUGAACAUUUUGUUGGUUCAGUGGCUCGUUCUAUUUUUUCGGUGAGGUCAAACAAGAUCGACCUUUCGGGAGUUUCCCAUAGCUUGUCUGAUUUUAUGGUGUCGAGGAGAUCCCGGUGCUAUAAAUUGUGUACACACGGUCGGAACGUUCUCUUGAGAGCCCGAAAUCCUGAUUGAAUAUACACAUUUCACCAGUGGGCCCCUGUGUCCCUCAGGCGCUGUUCUACAAGAGCCAACCGUUGGUUAUCGUUGAGCUGCAAGUCAAUUGGAUCUCAUUGGAAAACAAGCAAUCCCUUAUGAAUAGUGGAGACAACUAAAUCACUCAUCAUAGCUCGACACCUAGAUGGUGACCCAGGAGAAAGUUUUCAAUGAGAGGCUUAACUGCAUCUAAUAAUUUUUUUUAUAUGGACCGGUACAUCCUGAGUCCAGUAACAGAGGAGAUCAAAAUCAAAUUCUCUAUGAUUUGUCGUUCUCAGUCGAGGCACCGUGGGCAAUGCCAAAUACUGUGCAUGUGCGCAUAGCUGUGCACUCACGCGCCGAGGAUUAGUGUACGUUAGUUUGCUUCCUCUGGGAUUAGUGAGCUCAUACUGGUCUGCAGUCGACACAGAUAAUCAAUCAUGGGAGCUAUGGCCCGGUGUCAGGAAAGUUCUGUUCAAGUGCAUUCGGAGGGAUGGUUCCAGGAGCAUAUGAAAGGACCGAUUUCCAAAGACGCUGUGGAUGGGUCAAUUCUGCCGAUCGUCCUAACAACCACGAUUUCGGAGGGCAUGGUUGAGAAGAUGCAACCUUCUGGCAUGGAGGAGGCGCUGCCCAUCCACGUUAUAUCAGACAUCAUCAACAAGGUUAAGGAUGCACGGGACCUUGCGAAUUGCAUGGCAACUAGCAAGACCAUGAACGAAGCAGUGCAGCAAGUCCGGUGCCUCAACCUUGUGUGCCGCAAACGGUACUAUGACCUUGCUCGGGAACGCUUUCCUGUUAGACCUCCAUGCUCAUACUCAGACUCCGACGAGGAAGACGACGAGAUAGAUUCCGAUUCUGAGGAAAGUGAGGAGGAAGAAGACGAAGACGAUUGCUGUGAGAUUUCAAGGUCUCAAGCGAAGUCCAGCGCUAAGUUUCAGGAUGGUUGCUGUGGAAAGUCGGCUUCGUUCUCGAAUUCAACCUCCCCCCAACGUCCCGUCCAUGUUCCAUUCAAAAAUGCUUGCCUGAACAUGCUGCAGCGCCUGGACAGUGUACAGCAGCUUCGGAUCGAAGUCGACCAGGAAAUGCAAGCCAAUCAGCUUCUCAAGGAGGAGCUUCACAUGGUGGACUUUUGGUUGAGCGAGCCCAUGUUUGUGAGCAAGUGGGUGUCCUUAUGCAGCCACUCGCUUCAGCAUUUGACGCUCAUUGAUUACGGCCAGCAGGCGAUCAUGCGCCAGUCUCCCAUCGUUAAAAUUCUCUCCGAGAAGUGCAAGAACUUGCAGUCCCUGGAGCUACGCAACAUGUUCCUCGACACAGAAGAUCUCCAGCAGAUGUCCAAUAUGAAGAGUCUCACCCUCCGGUGCAUUAAAAUGACCGAGAGGUCUCUCACCGACAUUAACGCAUGCAUGCCCGCACUCGUAACCCUAGCCCUCGUGAGCGUCUUCGGCGUGCAAGAAGCCCGCCUAACAUCCGAAAACCUCGAGGUCCUGUGCCUCGGCCUCUCCACGAGCGCCAAGAUCGUCGAUCUCGAUCUCCCCAAGGUGAAAAAACUCCAGCUCAAAAUGACAUGCCCGGAUUCCCUCCGCGUGAAAGCUCCCAGUCUCGCCUACGUCGCCGUCUGCAUGGAGAACCGUGAACGGUCUCUGGUAGAGUUCGACGACAUUACCCAGCUCAAGGAGCUUCUUUUCGGUGCCAGCCACUUCCGAACUCUCUCCAGCCUGAUGAGAACCAACCCUUUCCUGGAGAAAAUAUUCCUGGACGUGCCGUGCAUGUCGCUAGGGGAGGACGGGAAGUGGGAGGGCAUCAUCCCGCAAGUACCUCUCGCCGUCCCGGACAUCGAAUCCCUCAAGGAAUCGUGCCCACUUCUCCACACUCUCAGCGUGGGUCCAGGACUCUGGCACUCCAUGGAGAAAUCCUUCGCCGCGGAUCAGAAUCUCGCAACCUUCCUCAGAUGGCCGGCACUAACGCACCUCAUUGUGCACAUGGUUGUGCUCAGCGCACACGCUUGCACCUCCCUCCUGCGCUGGCUCCUCUUCGCCGUCCCGUCCCUAAAGGAUCUGGAGAUUUACGUGCACUUAGACAGUCCCGUGAAGCUGGAUCAGGUGUGGUCUGUGUGCCAGGAGCACGCGGCGCACACCAACUUGAAGGGGGGGACGUGGAGGAGGAGCUUGAAUUUUGCGUGCUUUAGCUUCUGAUCACGGCAGGGAUUUUGGUUUCGCAGGAACUGGGUUUUGUAUUCUAGUUAGCUCCCCGACUCUUGUAUCAUUGUAAUUUUUGUGACAAGCAUCUAGAGGAUAACCUUAUUUUUCUGUUUUAUUUUGUUGUUAUUUUGGCUCUUGUUUUGUUGUUUUCAUGGUGGCCCUCUUUGUUGAUGGUUCGUUGUAGAUAGAUAGGUAGAUAGAUAGAUAGCAAGAUUAGCUUGCAGGCAUAUGUGUGAGAGGAUUGCUGCUGCUGCUGCUUUGCACACAACUACAAAUGACGUUGCAUUUAACUGCAAUACCCAUGAAUAUGUGUAUAUAUAUAUAUAUAUAUAGAUGUGUGUUUGUCUGUAAAAAGAAAGGAUAUCAAAUACCCCAUUCUAAGUUAUUCCUUGGUUAAGAGACAAGACUCCAAAAGAGUUACAUGUUUACAAGAGUUGGGGUGCAGAGCUUUAUUCUCAGUUUCUUUGAGUGUAGUUUGAAGUAAUGUCUCAUUGUAAAAUACAUAUUAUAUAUAUACUAGUAAUAAUUUAGUACCA